AUGAAUCCGCUGAGACACAUUUUCUGGCAACCAACGCCCAUAGGAAAGUUGGCUAAAUGGCAAAUGCUACUAAGCGAAUUUCACAUCGUGUGCGUAGCACAAAAGGCAGUCAAGGGUCAAGCCCUAGCCGAUCUGCUGGCGGAAAGUCCCAUAGAUGAUGAACUGAAACCAUUACGGACUUUCUUCCCUGACGAGGAAGUGAUGGCCAUGGAAGAAGAUGUGGUGGAACCAUAUUCGGGUUGGCGGCUGUUCUUCGAUGGAGCAGUUAACUACAAAGGAUCGGGCAUCGGAGAAGUGGAAGCAACUUCCCACAAGUCAGUGACCAAGAAAAUCGUGGCCGACUUCGUCAAAAACAAUCUCAUAUGUCGUUUUGGUGUCCCGGAAUCCAUCAUCACAGACAAUGGUGCCAACCUGAACAGAAAUUUGAUUAAAGAUAUCUGUGAGCAAUUCAAAAUCACUCACAUGAACUCUACUGCCUAUCGGCCACAGAUGAAUGGGGCCGUAGAGGCUGCCAAUAAGAAUAUCAAAAGAAUCUUGAGAAAGAUGGUCGACAACUACGAGAAUUGGCACGAGCAGUUGCCUUACGCUCUAUUGGGAUACAUAAUAAAAACCCGAACUUCCACCGGGGAAACACCGUACCUCCUUAUCUACGGUACAAAAGCAGUCAUACCCGCAGAAGUGGAAAUCCCUUCACUCAGGAUCAUCCAAGAGGCAGAGCUGAAAGAUGCAGAAUGGGUUAGAAAUCGUUAUGAACAACUGGCCAUGAUAGAGGAAGAGAGAAUAGUGGCAGUAUGCCAUGAACAGUUAUACAGAGAAAGGAUGUCUCGAGCCUUCAGCAAACGGCUUCUCUUUUACAGGACAGCGGAUACACCACCAACUGGUUUACUCAUAGCCAAGGCGGAAAGCAAACCCAUCCCGGUGGAGAGAGACCAAAAGGGCCAUAGAGCAAAUGAGCGUAAAUACAAACCUGACCAAGAGGGUCAUGCAAAGAGUGGAAAUCGAAUAUGUAUCAGACCAAGAGGGUCACAAUUGGUGACCAUAUCUGAGGGUGUGCCUGCAUAA
Messenger RNA from Lycium barbarum (goji berry), 1062 nucleotides. RefSeq lists its product as uncharacterized. Gene Ontology annotation, molecular function: nucleic acid binding. The transcript has 3 exons. The coding region runs from base 1 to 1062 and encodes 353 amino acids. NCBI's taxonomy places the organism in Eukaryota, Viridiplantae, Streptophyta, Magnoliopsida, Solanales, Solanaceae. Gene Ontology annotation, biological process: DNA integration. The record is from RefSeq and is a predicted model, not a curated record.